Monascus purpureus is the source of this 1404-nucleotide messenger RNA. NCBI's taxonomy places the organism in Eukaryota, Fungi, Ascomycota, Eurotiomycetes, Eurotiales, Aspergillaceae. The record is from the annotation of a GenBank genome assembly.
AUGCCUUCCGGACCUGGGAAAGCGUCGCCGGGAUUCCAGCUACCAGAGCCUGAGAAUAUAUACGUCGCAUCCCCGCCGAAGUCGAGCGGGGAUCCGGCUCUUAUUCUGAAGGCAGCGCAGUUGCUUCGCUCCGCGCGGGCACCACUGUUGAUUCUCGGGAAGGGCGCGGCGUAUGCCCGCGCGGAACAAGUAAUUGGGCAGCUCGUCGAGAGGACGCAGAUACCCUUCCUUCCUACGCCGAUGGGGAAGGGGAUCAUCCCUGAUGCGCAUCCACUGAACGUAUCCAGUGCCCGCAGCGCAGCUCUGAAGAACGCAGACGUCGUGCUCGUGCUUGGGGCGAGACUGAACUGGAUCCUGCAUUUUGGAGAACCGCCCAAGUGGUCGCCCACGGCGAAGAUCAUCCAGGUCGACAUCGCCGCGGAAGAGAUCGGACGUAAUGCAGGAAACGCCGAACUGGGCAUCGUUGGCGACAUCAACCUGGUCGUGGAGCAAUUGCUCGUGACGCUGUCGAAUUGGCGGUAUAGCACUACGAGUCAAUUCCCCAAGUUACUGGCUGAAUCGGCGAAGAAGAACGAAGCCAAAGCGCAAAAGGCCGCUCUGAUGCCUACACCGCGCAGCCCUGAUGCAUUCCUGACCUACCAGCGGGCAUACCAUAUCAUUAAGACAACACUGAAUUCGCUCUCACCUUCUUCAUCGUCGGAAGAAGGAAACAUCGUCUACGUCUCCGAAGGCGCAAACACAAUGGACAUCUCCCGCUCGAUAUUCCCACUCAGCCAACCCCGCCACCGUCUCGACGCAGGCACCUACGCCACCAUGGGCGUGGGGAUGGGGUAUAUAAUCGCGGCGCACGAAGCAUACAACACGCCUGUCGGGACGAUAGCGAACGGCAAACCAAAGAAGAUCGUUGCACUGGAAGGCGACAGCGCGUUCGGGUUCAGUGCGAUGGAAAUCGAGACCAUGGCACGCUACCGUAUUCCGGCGUUGAUAUUCGUCAUGAAUAACUCCGGUAUCUACCACGGGGACACGAAGACUGAAGAUGCCUGGAAGGUUCUGCAGGAGCAGACGGUUGCGAAUGAUACGAAGAGCUCUGGAUCUUCAGCUGCGUCCGGUAAUGAGAAGAGAGGACUGCGGUCGACGAGUCUCUUGUACGAAACGCGGUAUGAAAUGCUCGCUACCAUGUGUGGGGGGAAGGGAUACUUUGUUCGCAGCGAAGAGGAACUAGAACGGGCUACGCGGGAGGGAUUUCAAAAUGAUGUCCCUACAGUGGUGAAUGUUAUUAUUGAACCGGGGGUUGGGAAGACGAUCCAGUUUGCAUGGCAGGGGAAGGAUAAUAAGGAAGGGCAGGCGAAGUUAGUGCUCAAUCGCAGCAUAGAUAUCAAAUAUGAGCAUCCUUCAGGGAAGUAA